GUGGCCGAGGUUACAGACACGGGAGAGCCAGUCUUCGGGAGGUGUCGUCUAAGUCCUUCAAAACCACUGUAUUAAUAACCCAAAUUUUGCUUAAAUCCCGCCCACCCUCGCCCAUUCCAUCCCGUGGGCGUGGUAGUCGAGCAGGGGCAUCGUGGGGGCAGGUGAGGAAGGCAGCAGAGGGCAGAGAAGAGGCAGAAAGAGUAAGGAGGAGCAGGAGUUUCAAACUUCCGUCAGUGCUUCAUGAUUCAUCCCGGGAGAAAAAUAAUAACAAAAGUUUGAGGGUUAUCAUAUGUUGGAGCCAUCAUGUCUAAAGAGUACGACCACCUCUUCAAGUUGCUCAUCAUAGGAGACUCAGGAGUUGGGAAGAGUUCUCUACUUCUAAGAUUCGCAGACAACACCUUUACGGGCAACUAUAUCACAACGAUUGGUGUUGACUUCAAGAUCCGCACACUGGAAGUUGACGGGGAGAGAGUUAAACUACAGAUCUGGGACACAGCAGGGCAGGAGCGCUUCAGAACUAUCACAUCUACGUAUUACCGCGGCACCCACGGAGUAAUAGUAGUGUAUGAUGUAACCAAUGGAGAAAGCUUCGCUAAUGUUAAGCGCUGGCUUCAUGAAAUUGAGCAAAAUUGUGAAGUAGUCAACAGAAUAUUAGGUAUGGCAAAUGCUUAUGUUUUCCUGAAUAAAUAUUUACUGUGUGAUGCACUAUGCUAUAUACAUAUACUGUAGUAAUAGUACUGUAAUGUUUUGUGGCUAUGGGUGAAAUGUGAGGCAUUGAGAAUUAAAUGUCAAAAGUUGUUCAAUAAGUAUUUUUUCAAAAUUCCUAAUUUAUUCUUUAUUUUUGACAUUUUUAACUUGCAUAUAAUGCUAUGUAAAGGAAAGAUUCAAAUCAUGAAAUUUUAAAAUUGCUAGUUGAUCUUGCCCCAACACUGUACAUAUAACAUAAUUUCUAUUUCUUAUGAUAUACAAUGACUUUCUCCCAGAAUGUACUUAGCCUUCCUCUCACAAUAUAGUCUUAAAGAGCUACAAAUCAUGAUUAACACCUGAAAGUAAAUGGUUCCUCUCGUUGCUUAGUUUGGUAAACACUAUUUAGUACCUAAUUAAACUUGGCAAACCUGGAUCUCGCCAACAAAGCCAACACUCGUGGAUAUAAGGAAUUACGUUGUUGUAGCAACAGGAACGGAGCUCUUGUCUUGGUGUUAGGUUUUUAGUACAGAAUUUAUCAUAAUUUGUUUAUUAUUUAUUACCUCUUGUAUCUCAUGCUUCUGUUCUGUUACUCGGGAAAGAUUUUCUAGCAUUCUUACAGCACUAUUUUCAUGGGUUACAACUGAGGCUUUUCUGUACUUGUUGAUGGUGCUAAGAAGUCUUUUUAUAGGUUAGUGGAUGAGUUUGAGAAUGUGUGUAAAGGUAGAAAGUUGAAAGUGAACAUAGAAAAGAGUAAGGUGAUGAGGGUAUCAAAUGAUUUAGAUAAAGAAAAAUUGGAUAUCAAAUUGGGGAGGAGGAGUAUGGAAGAAGUGAAUGUUUUCAGAUACUUGGGAGUUGACGUGUCGGCGGAUGGAUUUAUGAAGGAUGAGGUUAAUCAUAGAAUUGAUGAGGGAAAAAAGGCGAGUGGUGCAUUGAGGUAUAUGUGGAGUCAAAAAACAUUAUCUAUGGAGGCAAAGAAGGGAAUGUAUGAAAAUAUAGUAGUACCAACACUCUUAUAUGGAUGUGAAGCUUGGGUGGUAAAUGCAGCAGCGAGGAGACGGUUGGAGGCAGUGGAGAUGUC
Cherax quadricarinatus is the source of this 1765-nucleotide messenger RNA. Lineage: Eukaryota; Metazoa; Arthropoda; Malacostraca; Decapoda; Parastacidae. The record is from RefSeq and is a predicted model, not a curated record.